AUGAAAGCUUCAACAUCAGAAGCCAUAGCUGAGGACAUAUUUGAUGAAGAAGUUAAUAAUAAGGACUAUAGGAUGGAGGUUUUAAUCACAAAUACAUUCAUUGAGAAUGCUUUUAGAGCAGGUAGAUUGGAGCAAAUAAUUACUGAACUGGUUGAUGAUAACGUUCAUUUCAAAGAUUUUGUUAUAAUCAAUAGUAUGAUCGCUGCACCGGAUGACAGAGAUCUUCUCCUCUUUGUGGAUUCAGAAGAAACAGUUAUGCCAUCCGAUGACAAUAUGACCAAUUUAAAACAUUACCAGUAUAAUAUGGGCCUUAAAAUAAAAAAUGCAUUGGGACUUGGCGAUCCUGCAAUUGAUGAAACCCAAAGCUUAGCUUUGGAAACCAUUGGAGACAAGAGAAGGGAAUGUACUGGACCAGCUAUAAAAAAUACAAUCCAACAUAUAUUAGAUGAACUCGUGUAUAAUCUACCGGAUACUGAUGACUUUUUAAUACGAAUGUGUCGUUUGACAGGGAUAUACUUGAGUGCAACAUUUCCAGAAUCGUUCAUAAACAGGCUUAGAAUUAACUACGAAGAUCGUGAUUGCAUCCUAUAUCAUGGCCCUUGGCAAAACAAAAUAUACAGAAUUCAUAAUGGCGACUGGACGCAAAUAUUGCCAGGCGGCAUAGUGCGUCCACUAUUUUUAAACUAA
Messenger RNA from Adelges cooleyi (spruce gall adelgid), 687 nucleotides. RefSeq lists its product as uncharacterized. The coding region runs from base 1 to 687 and encodes 228 amino acids. Lineage: Eukaryota; Metazoa; Arthropoda; Insecta; Hemiptera; Adelgidae. The record is from RefSeq and is a predicted model, not a curated record. The transcript has 12 exons.